CUCAGACGUCCGUCACCGAUACACGCAUACGAUGUGGCGACACUCUCCCGGUCUAGUGAUAAGGGCACGUGAAAUUAAAUAAUAAUAAAUAAUAAUGCUAGCAAUAUUGACAAAUUAGUUAUUAUAGUUGUAAUCAAGGUGUAUCAACUAUCAAUACACCUAGAUGGUAAUAUAGUAAAGUUGUAUAAUUAGUUACUAUCAAAUCAAGUUACGGUUCAUCAUCUUCGUCCAGGAUAAAUUAAGUAUUUAUUUUUAAUUAUCAUGCAACGGUCGUCAUUUACUCGAAAUUCGAAAGACGCAAACAUAACUGAGUAACGAGAACACUAACAUGAACAGGCCGAGAAAUCAAGCUGAACAAGAACUAAAAGCCAGGGCUCGCAUAUAUGUGGCAAAUAUACCACAGGCCGGUAUGACUCGCAAGGAAGUGGUGUCCGUAUUUCAUAAAUAUGGCGAAAUUGAUAAUGUUUCUCUACAAACUAGACAUGUUUUUGUUCAGUUUGUAGAAGAGUCUUCUGCUCUCAAAGCCUUGGCUCAAAAUCCUCCAGAUUAUAUUAUGAGCAAGAAACUUGAUGUGAAACCAGUAAGACCUUUCUUUUAUAGAAAUGGAGAAUUAGUAAAAAAUGAAAGAGCGGCAAAUUUUGAUGCUACUGAAAAAAGAAAUGACAACCGAAAUCAACCAAGAGAUUAUGAUGAUUUUAAACCAGCCAGACUCAAUCCUAAUGUGAUGAAUCCAAAUGCUCCUAAUGAUUGUGAAAUUGUUGUCACUAAUAAUUCAUUAACAGAAUAUGCAGAGUUUUUAGAAGUGAACUUAAAAAAAAUGAAUAUGAAAGUUGAUUUGUUAUUUCCUAAUCCUGACAUACCAAUCAAUCGUGUUCUUGGUACCUUAGCACAAAGAGGGACAUUGUAUGUUUUAGUUGUACGUGAUGAAAAUAAAUUGUAUAGAAGCGUUACUGUUGAUAUACUUCAUGGUAUACCUGAAGAACACAGAAACAUGCCUUACAAAGAUGCAUUGGCAUUUAUUGUUCAGAGCUUUGAUGCAUAUGUUAGAGGAGAGAAAAUGACUCCUAUACCUGGACUUUCAGGCAUUCCUAUAUCUGAAUGUGGCUUGCCUUUAGGCGAUAAACAUCCAGAAGGAAUUAGCACAUUGUUGAAUUUAUUACAGGAUCAAAGAGAUAUAACAGUACUACAGUAUGAUAUGAUACUACAAUAUCUAAAAGAGAAAAAAGAUGAACAUAUCAAAGAGGAAGUUGGAGUCUUGCCAACUUUUAAACCAACUAUACCUGAUAUACCAAUUCUUCCAGCAGCAACUGCCAUUCAAAAUCCGCAAGCAGCUCAAUUACAAAAUCGUAUUUUGAGCAUUUUGAAUACAUCCCUUUCUACUAGUGCUCAACCGCAACAAUCCAUUGAAUCUAAACAAACUGAAAAAGAGCCAUCUAGUAUUCUUCAAGAACCUAAUGUAAAAAAAGCAUUAGAAAGUUUAUUUCAGGGUGGUUCGUUACUUAGAAAAUAAAUAUUAAUGUGUUUGUAAAAAUAGUUCUUGUAAAUAAAUAACUUUAAUUUAUUGUCACGUUUUAAUAGAUAGAAAUAUUUUGUUUAUAGCCUUUCUGUUUAUAUGAAUUUUUAUUUUAACAAAUAAAUUUAAAUUAAUAAAGCAAUACAAAGUUUAAUUGUUUGUUCAAUCUUGUAUAAACUUAUACAAUAACUAAAAUUAAAACAUUUUCCAAUCUUCAA
This is a messenger RNA of Acyrthosiphon pisum (pea aphid), 1731 nucleotides long. RefSeq names its product nuclear receptor coactivator protein neosin (gene Neos). The record is from RefSeq and is a predicted model, not a curated record. The transcript has 10 exons. Gene Ontology annotation, molecular function: RNA binding. The coding region runs from base 329 to 1510 and encodes 393 amino acids. NCBI's taxonomy places the organism in Eukaryota, Metazoa, Arthropoda, Insecta, Hemiptera, Aphididae.